This is a messenger RNA of Botrytis sinoallii, 1518 nucleotides long. RefSeq lists its product as uncharacterized. NCBI's taxonomy places the organism in Eukaryota, Fungi, Ascomycota, Leotiomycetes, Helotiales, Sclerotiniaceae. The record is from RefSeq and is a predicted model, not a curated record. Bases 1 to 1518 code for a protein of 505 amino acids. The transcript is spliced from 4 exons.
AUGUUACCCAGUAAUCUAGCUGGAAGCUAUCGCCGCUACAAGGAAGACACCAAUGUAUUUGCGACAUGGUUGUUGAAUACUGCAGAGACUUGUGGAUACAAUCCGGGAUAUGUUGACGAAACUCCCAAGCCGCAGUUAGCGCAACCAAGCACUAGACUCAAGGGGAAGGCAAGAAAAGAAGCAAAGAAAGCUGCAACCAAUUCUGCACCAAUUGUACAAACUAAGCUGAGGUAUAUCUCGACGAAAGAGAUAUUGCUGCAGGCAGAAAUUAUUGCAAAACACAAGCGGCCGCCCGUGGAAAUGCCAAAGAAUAUUCGUAACACCUUGGAGCGUGCGAUAAGGGCACGAACACGCUGUGCCAGUUGGUUUCGUAAUAUCGAGACGGACCAGCACACCGAUAAAUCCAACCGCACACAUGCGUAUUUUAUCUCAAUACUUGAGAAGGCGCUUGAUACACUCGAGCCUUGUACUAGAAAAGAAAAAGAUGCUGGCUCUAGUUCUGAUUCUCAAAUACGAGGCAGCAAUGCAGCUCAUAGCACAAACACCUAUGGCAUGCUGGAGGUUGAAGAUGUUGGUGCGGAAACCCCCGAUAUCACGGUUGAUGACAUCAUCACUGCAUCUAAGCCUAACGCACAGAGACAUCUGAACAUAUGUGAGAUGGAAAUCGAGGAUAAGAUAGACUUAGAAUUUGUCGUCUUUUGUUUCUUCGAAGAUUUACAGCGCAUACAGGAGUUCUUGAAAGAGACAUGGAAAUUAGUUAUGAAGGAAGAGCUGGACGCCAUAACCGCUUCUCUCGUGUCUAACCUGGCUUUCAGUCUUGCUCGUCAGAUUGAAGAUGAGCUUACCACAAGCCACCCAGAAUUCUUCGGUGUUAUUCCAUCUUAUGUUAAGAUUGCGGGAAUUCUACAUGAAGUCAACUUCGCCAAAGACAAGCUGGAUCAACAAGAUAACAAGUCGAAGAGAUCUACUUCCGACGAGUUUGUGUACCUACUCCAUCUUUCGUAUUCUAUCCAACACUCUUUUAUCUGCAAAUACUUGGUCUACGAACAAACGGGUCGGCAUAUCAUGCCAGCCACAGCCUCCGCCAUUGAUGACUGGGAGAAUGAGGACCAAUUGCUUUCUCAGAUUUUACUCGAUGUCACGAACAAGACAUUUUUGAAGUAUCAUCAUGAGAUACACUUCAGCGAAGAAGUAAAAGAGCAGAGACGUAUCGCUGAACGAAUCAUCUCAUCACCAUUUGAAGAUGAGUUAACGAAAGGUCUGAUGUCCACCAAUAAACCGGCAAUAUUAGAGUCUCUAUCGUAUUUGGAGCUAGAGCUCUUAUGGAUAUUUCGAAGAUUCUGGGCGAUGGCGCUGAGAACUGAAUGGAGAUUGGAUCACACCGGAAAUAACGCAACGAGCAAUCAUCUUUCUCAGUUGAUUCAACAAACUGUCAAGGAAAACGCCUUCGUUGUCAUAAAACAUAGGCACUUGCGAGACACGGCCGAACAACAUUCCAGAGCAUCACCCUCUCUUUAG